This is a messenger RNA of Beauveria bassiana ARSEF 2860, 1914 nucleotides long. Its product is annotated as protease S8 tripeptidyl peptidase I (cln2). The transcript is spliced from 5 exons. Gene Ontology annotation, molecular function: serine-type endopeptidase activity; tripeptidyl-peptidase activity. The record is from RefSeq and is a predicted model, not a curated record. Bases 1 to 1914 code for a protein of 637 amino acids. NCBI's taxonomy places the organism in Eukaryota, Fungi, Ascomycota, Sordariomycetes, Hypocreales, Cordycipitaceae. Gene Ontology annotation, biological process: proteolysis.
AUGAAGAGCAUUAUCCUAUCAGGCCUAAUUCUUGGCGCUCUCGGCUUCCCUGCCGACAGCCCCGACGUCGUACACGAGAAGCGUACCUCGCCUCGCCAGCACUAUGCCCGUGGCGAGCCUGCCGAUGCUGAAACGAAGCUGCCUGUGCAGUUUGCUCUGAAGCAGAGCAACAUUGAAGAGGGCACUCAACGCCUCUACGACAUCUCGAAUCCCAAGUCGCCCAACUAUGGCAAGCACAUGACAGCCCAGGAAGCCAUCAACUACUUUGCCGCGGAUGAUGUGACCAUCCAGACUGUCACCGACUGGCUCGUCAAGGCUGGUGUCCCUCACAAGGACAUUAUCCUUGACAGGACCCGCACCGUCAUCCAUGUUGAGUCCACGGUCCAAAAAAUGGAAAAGGUCCUCCAGACAAGAUACCAUCUCUACCAGAGUAAAAUCACCGGCCGAGACCAUAUUGGUGUCGAGGAUUAUCGCCUGCCCAGGGAUAUCGCCGACUUUGUGGACUUUGUGUUCCCUGCUGUCAGCCUCGGCCAAUUGCACCGCCGUGAUGGCAUUGCGCCGAUCAAGGGCGCUGCCGACAAAUGGGCCGUCAAGGAGCCCAUCCGAGCCCUCGAAGAAGAUGUGGUCGAGAAACUAGUCUCCAACCAAUCGGAAAUCGGUUGUGACCAAAUCAUCACUCCCAAGUGCAUUCGGGACAUUUACAACAUUACUCUAGAGAACAACCCCGAAUACGUCAACUACCUUGGCAUUUGGGAGACUGGAGACACAUUCGAUCAGGAAGAUCUCGACCUCUUCUUGGGCAACUUUGCCCCCAACGUGCCAAAGGGAAGAAAGCCCCAGCUGGCCCUCAUCAACGGCGCGACCGCUCCUGUCCGUCAAGAGGACGGUGGCGGCGAGUCGCUUUUGGACCUGGAAAUUGCCUAUCCCCUCAUCCAGCCCCAAAACAUCAUCAUCUUCCAGAACAAGCCUAUUCGCAAUGCCUUUAGCCAGUUCUUUGCCGACUGGGCGAGCGCAGUCGACAAGGACUUUUGCAAGGAGGACCCCAACUUUGACCGCAGACUCAUGUGCGGCAAGUACCAGCCGUCCAACGUCCUGUCCGUUUCCUACGGCGACGCCGAGAUGGACGAGCCCAUUGCUGUUGUCGAGUUUCUGCAGCGUGUCUGCAACGAAUUCUUGAAGCUUGGCAAUGUCGGUGUCAGCGUCGUCGUCUCCAGCGGUGAUACUGGUGUUGCCAGCCGUCAGAACGAGUGCGCUGGCCCUCACCACGACAUCUUUACCCCGUCCUUCUUGUCUGUCUGCCCUUUUGUCACUUCGGUUGGCUCCACCGUUCUUCCCCCGGGCAGAAGUGUUGGCGAGGCCGAAGUCGUCACCACGUCCUUUUCACCUGGCGGAGGCUUCUCCAACUAUUUCGCCCGUCCCAGCUACCAGGAGGAAGUUGUCAAGAACUAUCUGCUUCAUCACAAUCCAAACUACUUUUCUUACGAGACUGUCAACGGUACCAUACCGAGCGACACUCGCGGCAUCUACAACCGCGCCGGCAGAGCGUACCCUGAUGUCGCUGCCCUCGGCGACAACGGCCUCGUUGUUGCUCAAGGGAGAUACGGUCUCAGCGGCGGUACCUCCAUGUCGUCUCCCAUUAUUGCUGCCAUCUUCAACCGCAUCAACGACGUGCGCAGGUCUGCGGGCAAAGGCCCCAUUGGUUUUGCCAACCCUGCUCUAUACAAUGCUGUUGGGAAUAAGAAUUUCUACCACGAUAUUACCGAGGGCAACCAGGCGCUGGGCGGGAUUUUCAGCGAUCGUGGCUUGAGCGCUUGUGGCAAUAUUGGCUUCAGUGCUGCCCCGGGUUGGGAUCCCGUUUCUGGCCUUGGUACUCCCAACUAUCACGAGUGGCUGACGUAUUUCCUUGAGCUGUAA